Lasiosphaeria miniovina is the source of this 1935-nucleotide messenger RNA. RefSeq lists its product as uncharacterized. The record is from RefSeq and is a predicted model, not a curated record. The coding region runs from base 1 to 1935 and encodes 644 amino acids. The transcript has 2 exons. NCBI's taxonomy places the organism in Eukaryota, Fungi, Ascomycota, Sordariomycetes, Sordariales, Lasiosphaeriaceae.
AUGGCAGCUGUUGUCAAGAAGCCUCCGGCAACUGGCCGCGAAACCCCAACAGGAACACCGUCGCGCCCGACUCCGAGAGUAUCGACGCCCUCGUCCGCCGCUGCAAGCGGAACUGGCGUGGCGCGCACCCGAUCGGUGCGAACUGGGACUCCCGUCUCAGCUCGUGCUGCCGCAUCGUCGAGGCGCGAGUCGCUACUCGGAAAUGGAUCCAGCAGCACACUCAACGGAAGUGGUGCCGCUGACGUGGAGCGCGAGGAAGCUGCUCGCGCCGAGACAGUAGCUUUACUCGACGACUUAAAAGAGCGCCUAGCCAAGGCUGAGACUGCGUCGGAAACAUACAAGCGCCAGACCGACGUGCUACAGAACAGGCUAGACGAGGCGCUCAAAGAACAAGCUGUCCUCGAAGAGAAGGUUCACGAGAAUGAGGAACAGAUCGAAUCGCUGACUAACGAGAAGCGUGAGGCCGCCCGCCAGAUACGCGAGAUGGAGAGCAUUUACGAGGCCGAACGGAGCUCCAUGGUGAAGGAAAAGGACGAAAUGGCCAACCGCGAAGAGGAGAUGCAGGCUGUCAUCCAGCGGCUCAAAGACAGCCUGGCGCAGAGGAAUGACGAGGACAGACAUGCAAGACAAUCCGUGACCAGUUCGCCGAGCUUGGACAGCGGGAGCUUUGCGCCGCCGUCAUCAAUCCACCGGAGUGACUCACGCAACAAUUCAAAGCUCGUCCUUCAAAAGGACAAGCUGAUCGAGUCUCUACGGCUCGAGCUGGCCGAGGCGCAAAUCAAGCUCGUCGAGUCGGAAAACCAUGGUGGAGGACGCCUCCAAGAGGUCGAGCGCCUGUUGAUGGAAGCCCGGGUGGCCAAUGCCCGCCUCAUGGAAGACAACGAGAGCUACCAGCUGCUGCUGCAGGACAAGACCCUAAAGGGAGACUUUGGUACAAGUGAUUUCAGCUACAUGGGUGGCUCAUCAGCGAACCAGGAUGCCCUCGCUGCCCUCGAGGGCCGGUCAAGUGGGACCAGUCUGGCCGACGAACUGUCCGAAGCCGCCGUGGACGACCAUAACCCCAAAGAGCUCGAGGCAGAGCUGAACCGGAUGAAGGACCAAAACAAGGCCCUCACACUCUACAUUAACAAAAUCAUCGAGCGCCUACUGCAGCACCAGGACUUUGAGCACAUUCUCGAUCAGAGCAGCGACUUCAAGCCAGGGCCGAAUACGAACAAGGAGCUACCCCCGCCGCCGCCGAGCAAGCAAACUGGCAGCCAGUCAUUGCUCCAGCGCGCCAAGUCCAUUGCCAUCGGUACCGGGCCUGCCGCAAAGCCAAAGCCACGACCCAUGUCCUUCAUGCCUUCGGCUGGGGCAACAGUCAAUGCGUCGCCCUUGGCCAAUGCCCACAACAACCCCGACACGGCGCCUAGCAUCCCGAUCGGGCUGGGGCGCUCUGCCAGCACUCGCCGUGGUAGGCCCAUGAGCGAGCAGUACACAGGCGGGGCCGCCAGCAUCGUCAACGCCAUGUACAAGGGCACGCCCGAGGGCCCACUUUCGCCGACUCUGCGAUCCAGCCAGACCUUCUUCCUACCGCAGUCCAACGGCGUCGGCAGCGCAAGCAACCGCGCCAGCAGCGGCGGCGGCUCUAACGUGGCCACCCCGCUCACCAGCAGCGGCAACUUCCCCGGCAUGAAGAGCGAGACGAGCAGCACCAGCGGCGACUCGGUCGUCGGCGAUGUCACCACGCCCCCCAGCCAGAGCCCACCCCGCCCCCACCACGAAAAGACGACCACCUUUGCCGGCAACAAGCCCCGCCCCCUCCGCCUCGUGCAGGAGAACUCGGAAGCCACGACCAACGCCAACGCUAGCAAGCGCCAGAGCUGGGUCGGCUGGGCGGCCAGCGCGUUUGUCAAGAAGGACGACGCGUCGCCCGGUGAGGUGAUUCGGGAGUAG